GGAGUGACAGCGGCGGCCGCGGCGGCGGUGAGCGCGCUGGGCACCCUCCUCCGCGGCCGCUCCUCGGCGGGGAGCCGGCCCCCCGCGCCCUCCGCGUCCUGCUCCACCGCCGCCGCUAUGAAGCCGUGCGAGGAGGAGGAGGAGGACGGCGGGGCCGCGGCUGCCGGCGGUGGCGGGGAUCCCUGGCAGGAGUGCGUGGAGGUGGCGGUGCAGCUGGCGCGCCGCGCCGGGCAGAUUGUUAGGAAAGCUCUAACAGAGGAGAAACAAGUGUCCACAAAGACGUCUGCAGCAGAUCUUGUGACAGAAACUGAUCAUUUUGUGGAAAAUCUAAUUAUUUCUGUUCUGAAGGAGAAGUUUCCCUCCCACAGGUUUAUUGCAGAAGAAUCCACUGCUGCUGGUUCAAAAUGUGUCCUCACUGACAGUCCAACCUGGAUUAUUGACCCUGUUGAUGGAACGUGCAACUUUGUGCACAGAUUUCCAACAGUGGCAGUGAGCAUCGGAUUUGCUGUUAACAAAGAGCUUGAAUUUGGUGUAAUUUACCACUGCACUGAAGAACGAUUAUACACUGGUAGAAGAGGUCAAGGGGCAUUUUGUAAUGACAAAAGGCUUCAGGUAUCAAAAGAGACAGAUAUCUCGAAGGCCUUAAUUUUAACAGAAAUUGGUCCAAAACGUGACCCUGCAACUUUGAAACUGUUCCUUGGUAACAUUGAGAGGUUGCUGAAGGCCCAAGCACAUGGGGUCCGUGUCAUUGGGAGCUCAACCCUGGCUCUGUGCCAUCUGGCAUCCGGCGCUGCAGAUGCCUAUUACCAGUUUGGGUUGCACUGCUGGGACAUGGCAGCGGCCACUGUCAUUAUCAGAGAGGCAGGAGGCACUGUGAUAGACACUUCAGGGGGACCUCUGGAUCUUAUGUCCUGCCGAGUGGUGGCUGCAGGCACCAGAGAGAUGGCUAUGUUCAUAGCUCAGGAAUUACAAACUAUUCACUACAGACGGGACGACGAGGAUUGAAGUCCUCACAGGACAGAGCCUGCCCUCCCGAACUGCGGCAAGAUGGGUGGCUCAGAGGCUGUGCAACGGCUGCAGGAUGCUUUCCAUGGAGAUUUUUUUCUGUGUCAAAUAUUUUUUAUAAAUUUAUUACAAGGUGGGAAGAGUCAUAGGGAGAUUUUUAAACCUCUUGAGAGCCGUGGUCCCUUUUUACUCUAUAUCUCUUUCAGCAGUACCUCUUUUUAUGAGAUAGCAUAUUUUACUUGUAGUAAAUUAGUCUCGAGAUUAAGUGGUAAUUUCCUAUCCGUGGGGCUGAUAUUUAGUCUUUUUUUGUAACAUGCAGCUAAGAAAAAAGAUUAAAAAAAAGGAACUUUAUUUUUACAGAUGCAGAUCUCAGGUAAAUGAGCUUUAGGACUGUAGUAAGGAUGAGUAGUUAAGAUGUGUGCCUAUAAUACCCUUGUUCUAUGAUACUUCAGAAUGCAAUAAACCUGACUUUGUUGUUUCCUAACCAUGCCAUAGCUAUACAUCCCUGUAUAUGUCUGGAUACAUAGAGGUAUGUCUGUGUGUGUUACACCUCUGCAUCUCUAUGCCUGUAUACACACACACAGACCCACGUGUGUCUCUCUCUCUAUAUGGGUAUCCUGGGUGUUUACAGCAAUUUAGAAGGAAAAGCUGAUAUUGGAAGUUAUUUUCAGGUGAGGAGUAAAGGUUAUGUAGGUGAUUUUGGUGGGGGCUGUGCCAAAGGCAAAUAACAGAGCUGAGGGUGGAAAAUGGUUAAUGAUUUGACACACAGCCCAGCUAGUUCUUGUCUCCCUUCAUCCCCUCUGCCUGGGGACAAACUGUACAGUCCUCCAGGCUUCUGUAAGAUACUCAAACCUGCAAACACUUACUACCAUAGAGUAACUGUAGUUGAAAAAUAGGAAUAUUGAAGUCCACUGAGCUAUUCACAGUAUUAACUAUGAGACGUGGUAGGAGGCUGGCGGAACAGAGCAUAGUGUCAAGGAGCUGUGGAUUUUUGAGCAGAGCAGCAGGACUUGGCCCCUUCCAGACAAGUUACUAAAAACGUGCACAUAAGAUAUGAGUGCAAAAGCUGUAAAUCACAUCCCCUUCUCACACAAAGGUGUAAUCACACUUUCUGACCAGAGGAACUGGUAGCACACAUUUCCUCAACUAGCAGUUGUUCUCUCUCUUUGUAUCUAGCACUGGGUUUAAUUCCACCAAAGUAACCAUUGCCAUUUAGAUUAUUGUCUAAAUCAUAAGCACAGGAAAAAUGCAAGUGUGGCCAGGAAAGUAACUGAGAUGAAAUCACUUCUAUUUUUUAACUUGAAAAGAAAGAACUAAAAGGUAUAUCUUUUCUCUUUUUUUCUUCUUGGCAAGGGUGCAAAUUAAAGGAAUGAGCCAAAAAAAAAAAGGAAGUUGGGUACAAAGUUUUAACUUUCUUUAAACACUGCAUAUGUAGACUUUGUGAACUUGUUCAGAUAUCUGCUUAGAACAAGCUACAUAUUUUUUUAAAAGCAACCUUAUGUGUGUUUCUUGCAAUGAAAAGUGUUUUUCACUGAAUGGAACCUAAAAUUCUGUGUGAUUUCUUGAUGCUCUUUUUUUUCAUGAAAAAUACAAAGUAUUGACUGUGUGAAGAAUGCCUACAUCCAACCAAAUGUUUAAGAACUGAUGGUUCUUAGCAGAAAAACCAACACUGUCCAUCACAGCGAUCCAUGUUUUGUCACUGCUCCCUUUAACCCCACCCCCCAUCUCCUGGUACCCCCAUUUUGGAAGCUGAGAUUGUGAGCCCUGUGGGGCAAGGACUAAAGUACUUUGGCUCUGGGUUUGUACAGUGCUAAUCCUGGUCCACCAUUAGGCACUGAGGUGCUAUAAUAAUACAAAUAAUAAGUACUAA
Messenger RNA from Pogoniulus pusillus (Red-fronted tinkerbird), 2875 nucleotides. It is a transcript of the gene IMPA2, whose product is annotated as inositol monophosphatase 2. Bases 118 to 1005 code for a protein of 295 amino acids. The record is from RefSeq and is a predicted model, not a curated record. The transcript is spliced from 8 exons. Gene Ontology annotation, molecular function: inositol monophosphate 1-phosphatase activity. Gene Ontology annotation, biological process: phosphatidylinositol phosphate biosynthetic process; inositol metabolic process; signal transduction. Lineage: Eukaryota; Metazoa; Chordata; Aves; Piciformes; Lybiidae.